Molecule: messenger RNA, 354 nt
Organism: Coniophora puteana RWD-64-598 SS2
Lineage: Eukaryota; Fungi; Basidiomycota; Agaricomycetes; Boletales; Coniophoraceae
Exons: 3
Coding region: 1-354 (117 amino acids)
Source: RefSeq, a predicted model, not a curated record
AUGUGGCCUGCACACUGUGGCAUAACCUACACAGCCCAUGCAACGGACCAACAACGGACACGUUUGAUGGUCCACGCCAGAACCAGCGGGCGCGAAACCUACCCGAACCCGUACAUCAGCUUCAUCUCCGUUCUCCCGACCGGCAACACGGACUCAGAGAACUACGCGUGGCGGCACCUGCGCUCGCUCGCUGCGUCUGAGGUCAAACCCGUCAUGAAGCAACACGGGUUUAUCGUCAACGGCUUUGAAGAAUACAGGUACAGCAAGGUGUUCGCAGCAUAUAACUGGAAUAUUCUGGAGAACUGCGGGAAAGCCUCGCGCCUUUCCGCUAGCACCGGGACUGUCAACGAAUAA